Lolium rigidum is the source of this 3588-nucleotide messenger RNA. Its product is annotated as putative disease resistance protein RGA3. Gene Ontology annotation, molecular function: ADP binding. Gene Ontology annotation, biological process: defense response to other organism. The coding region runs from base 31 to 3588 and encodes 1185 amino acids. NCBI's taxonomy places the organism in Eukaryota, Viridiplantae, Streptophyta, Magnoliopsida, Poales, Poaceae. The record is from RefSeq and is a predicted model, not a curated record. The transcript has 2 exons.
GUGUCACGCACGGUUACCCAAGGAAUCAAAAUGGCCGCUGAACUAGCUGUUACAGGAUGGUUCUUAUCGCCAAUCAUACGGGAGAUGCAGGACACCGCUUUGGCCUACAUAAGGGGGCAAUUUAGUUGGAAGAAAGAUCAGGAGAAGGACCUUGAACGCCUUGACACCACCCUUACAGAGAUCCUGACCAUUGUGGAUGUCAUUGAGAAGCGGGAGAUUAAGGAUGGAAACCAGAGGAGGCUGCUAGGCAAACUUAAAGACGCCAUUUACAGCGCAGUUGAUGUGCUAGACAGUUUUCAAUACAUGGUCCUCGAGUCCAAGGUUGACAGCCAAUCUGCGGUGAGUUGUGUCACCUCAUCAUGUAUUUACUUGGGUAAACGUUUGGUCGGUACCGACAGUUUCAGGCGGAAGCUAGCAGAUAUUUUGGAGAAAUUAGGUGAGGUCAAAACGACAGCAGAUACAUUAUUGAAGGUCGUUAGUUUUGACAAUGCUACUGCAAAGUUAUUGCCGGUAACACGGCUGCGUGUAACUACCCCUUUGAAGGAAAAUCACCAUAUAUAUGGUCGAAGAGAUGAGCUAGAUAAUCUGAGAGAGAUGCUGUUUGAGAUAAGUGACAGUAGUGCACCUGUAGCACCUGGUGACUCAAGCAUCCCUAAUGUUAUAUCCAUUGUAGGUGUUGGUGGGGUUGGGAAGACUAGCCUUGCACAGCUGGCCUUCAGAGAUGAACAAAUACGCAUGAACUUCAGUCUCAGAAUGUGGGUUUCUGUAUCUGAUACUUAUGAUGAGAUUAGAUUAACAAGGGACAUUUUGGAGUGUUCAACCGAUGAAAAUUAUCAUACUGUUACUGAAUUUGAUAAGUUGCAUAAUGCUAUUCGUGAAAAGAUAGGUGGGAAGAAGUUUCUUCUUAUACUGGAUGAUGUUUGGUAUGAUGAGGACAGAACAAAUUGGGAGAAUAAAUUACUGUGGAGCAAAGUCUUGUCUUGUUUAAAUACUGGACUGGAAGGGUCCAAGAUUUUGGUGACAACUCGAGCUGACAAAGCUUGCAGUAUCCUAGAUGCUAGAACACCCCCUUUACGUUUGGGAGGAUUGGACACAGAUGACUACUGGUUGCUAUUCAGAAACUGCGCCUUUGGUGAGAAAUAUCCGGGACAAUUUCCAGAACUUAAGGAAAUAGGAGUACAGAUUUGUCGCAGAUUGAAUGGUUUGCCUCUAGCAGCAAAGAUAAUCGGUCGCCUAUUGAGUGCUGAUUUUGAUAUCAGCCACUGGAAGAAAGUUAUGGAGAGUGAUCUAUCUGAUGAUGUUAUGAAGAUUCUCAGGUUGAGUUAUCAACAUUUACCUGUCCAACUGAAGCUAUGCUUUAGCUUCUGCAGCCUUUUCCCAAAGGACUGGCUUUUUGAUCUUAACAAGCUCACUGAAAUGUGGAUUGCACAGGGUUUUGUACAGAAGGAGGAUCCAUAUGACACUGAUUCCAAUAUUGAAGAUGUAGCAAAGGGCUACUUCAAUGAACUUGUGCAAAGAUCAUUCUUUGAGCGCUCAUUGUUUGGCCUUCCAACAGACUAUGUCAUGCAUGAUUUGAUCAAUGACCUGGCUCGCAAUGUCUCCAAGGAUGAGUACGCCAGGGUUGAAAAUGACAAACAACAAAAGGAGAUCUCACUAAACAUUCGCCAUCUAUCGAUAUCAGCAAAUUUGUUAGGUGCCAUGAAAAAAACAGAAUUGAGAAAUUUGCGUACCAUGAUUGUUUGGAAGAAAAGGUUUACUUGCUUAAAAUUGUCCCUUCCAGAUGAUAUAUUCAACAAGUCCAAGAGCAUCCGUGUGCUGGAUCUGAGUGGCUGUUGCCUGGAUAGGCUGCCUACAUCAGUGCAAGUUCUGAAACAUCUGCGUUAUUUCGCUUUUCGGGUUCCUGAGAGGCCAUGGCAAACACCAUUGGUUCGGCUUUACCACCUGGAGGUCUUGGCCACAAGCGGACACUCCUGCCGGGAAAGUGAAUGCGUUAACCUUCCUGCAAACAUGAAGAGGAACCUUAUCAAAUUAAGAAAAGCUUUCCUUUAUAAUAUUUACGGUGCCACAAUUUCUGGUUUCGGAGGACAAACUCAGCUCCAUGGCGUUGGGGAGUUCCACGUCAGGAAGGAGAGUGGUUACAGACUAAGUGAGCUGAAGGAGAUGAAAAAUAUCGUCGGACAGUUAAAAAUUAGAUCUCUCGAGAAUGUUGAACGUCAGCAAGAGGCAAUUAAUGCCUGCCUAGACUGCAAAGAGCAUAUCAAAUAUUUGGAACUCGAGUGGAGCAUCCAUGCGAGGUCUUUAACUUGUGAUCUUGAUUAUGAUGUGCUUAGUGCCCUUAGACCUAACCCUGAUCUUGAUCGGCUGAAGAUCAUUGGAUAUAGGGGAGCAAGGUCACCCAAUUGGUUUGAGACAAAUUGGCUGACUGCAUUGAGUUCUCUAGCUCUUGAGAACUGCAUCAGUUGGGUACAAUUGCCCCCUUUUGGUCAGCUUCCUCUGCUCAAGUAUCUUCAACUACGAGGCAUGCAUGCUGUCAAGCAGAUAGGUCAAGAAUUCUAUGGGAAUGGUUGCUUUCCAGUUUUGGAAGACAUGGUAUUUGAUGGCAUGCUCCAAUUUGAAGGCUGGUCUGGAACCGAAGAUGGGUCAUCUUUGCUUCCAUGUCUUGAAAGACUACACAUAUCACGGUGUCCUAAGCUUCGAGAAAUACCAAGCAGCUUCAGUGCAAAGCCAAGAGUUGAAGUUGAAAUACCAUCUGAUUCCUCGCCAACUUCUUGUUUAAUUGAUUCACUGAUUGCAACAGCUUCACGAUUGAUCUUUCUAGCUUGCUCCUACAGCUUCUUGAGUGACCUCAACACUGAGCAGCUCAACCAUGUCGCUGAGCUGAACAUGAAGAACUGUACAGACCCAAUGCCAACUGGUGGAUUUCACAGACUUGGCUCCCUUGAAGUGUUCAGGAUCAGCAACUGUUCGACUUUACUAUCAUCAGUUAGUACAGAAGCGGUUGAGGACCAGCUGGAGACAUAUCUACUUCCUCCGUCUCUUUGCCACAUUGAAAUAUCUCAAAGCAAUUUCCAUUGCAACUUAUUACCAAGGUAUUUGCAAGGCCUAACUUGCCUCUCAACGUUGGUGCUCGAAAGUUGCCAUUUGAUGACCUCAUUGUCAUUUGCUUCUGGACCCCACCACCUCAAAGCUCUGGAAACUAUAACCAUUAGAGGUUGCAAUGAGCUUGCUUCAUUGGAUCGAUUUAGAAAUCAUAGAGCUCUCCGGAAGUUAGUUGUUGCAGAUUGUUACAAUUUCUGCUCCUUGCCAACCGACUUGAAUAUAGUGGGAUCUCUUGAGGAAUUAGUCAUAUGUGGGUGUCCAAUGAUGAGGUUUCUCCCCGAAGAUGGCUUGCCAACUUCUGUGCAGACCAUUUUGUUAUCAAGCUGCCAUCCAGAACUUGAGGUCCAGCUUCAAAGGAAGGAAGGUGCUGAAUGGAACAAGAUUCUUCAUAUCCCAAAGAAGAAAUUUGAGGUCUUUAUAUGCUGCUCUCAUUCUUCACUUACAUUUGAUUCUUAUUCAUUGUGUUCAUCUUGUUAUUACAAUAAUUGA